Protopterus annectens (West African lungfish) is the source of this 2548-nucleotide messenger RNA. RefSeq names its product WAP, follistatin/kazal, immunoglobulin, kunitz and netrin domain containing 2 (gene WFIKKN2). The record is from RefSeq and is a predicted model, not a curated record. Lineage: Eukaryota; Metazoa; Chordata; Ceratodontiformes; Protopteridae. Gene Ontology annotation, cellular component: extracellular region. The coding region runs from base 275 to 1969 and encodes 564 amino acids. Gene Ontology annotation, molecular function: protein binding; serine-type endopeptidase inhibitor activity. The transcript is spliced from 2 exons.
AAGUAUAUGCCUGUCAAGAGAUUUUCUGCUUUUCCAGAUCAAAUCCACAGGGCAGAGUAUAAAUAGAGUUAACUUUUACCCGAGUAUUAACAUUUUUCCUAAAAUCAGGGGUGUUUAUUAGAUCUUACUCUAAUGCUGUCUAAGCAGUGCUGCAUUACAGAGGAGGAGGAAAAAGCAGAUUGAAGUUGUGAGUUCAGAUUACCUCUGGAGCUUUGGAAUCACGUCGUAUGUAGCUAGCUGCUCAGUGCCUCUCAGAUAGACUUCAUUUGUGGAGAUGUGGUGGAUUAUUUUGUCUCGCUUGACUGGAAUCUUCUUGUGGCAGUGCCUUAUCAUCCUUCUCGGUUAUCUUCCCCCAAAGACAGGAGCACUGCCCAACAGGGUUAAAUUUAUCCAUGCCGGUAUCUGUCCAAAUGAACUGAAUCCCAACUUGUGGGUGGAUGCCCAAAGCACCUGCGAAAGGGAAUGCACUGGUGACCAGGAUUGUCAAACAUAUGAAAAGUGCUGCCCAAAUGUUUGUGGGAUGCAAAGUUGUGUAGCAGCCAGAGACAGUAAGGGUCCUUUUGCACCACCAAGAAUGCAGACAUGUGACAAGUUUGUAUGCACCCAGCAAGGUUCAGAAUGUGACAUCUGGGAUGGACAGCCAAUAUGUAAGUGCAAGGACAGAUGUGAAAAAGAACCAAACUUUACAUGUGCCUCAGAUGGUCUGACAUAUUACAACAAGUGCUAUAUGGAUGCUGAAGCAUGUGCUAGAGGUAUUACAUUGACAACAGUUGCUUGCAGACAUCACCAUAACACCAGCCCAAUAACACCUGAGGCCACUACUCCUCCAACAACACCAUAUCUCGAGACCACCGCGGUAGAUACUAUACCUCCUGCUUUGGUUAGCAACCCUAUUCAUCAGUCAGUCUAUGUAGGAGAUACUGUGAGCUUUUUAUGUGAUGUUACAGGAAAACCCAAACCAGAUAUCACAUGGGAAAAACAAACAGAUGGCAAAGAUAAUAUUAUCAUGAGACCCAACCAUGUCCAAGGCAAUGUUGUAGUAACCAACAUAGCACAGCUGGUCAUUUAUAAUGUUCAACCCCAAGAUGCAGGUAUCUAUACAUGUGCAGCAAGAAAUGCUGGUGGAUUUCUUAGGGCUGACUUUCCAUUAUCUGUCAUCAGACGAGAAAUUUCACAGAAAGAAAAUGCUAAAAAUACAACCAAGUUUCCCACAGAUGAAUGUGUGAAGCAGCCAGACAGUGAAGAUUGUGGAGAAGAACAAACCAGAUGGUAUUACGAUGCAAAGAAAAAUAAUUGUUUCACGUUUACAUAUGGUAAUUGCAAUGGCAAUUUAAAUCAUUUUGAAACAUAUGAGUCAUGCAUGACAACCUGCAUGAAUGGACCAGUCAAUAUUUGCAAUCUGACAGCACUUCAAGGCCCUUGCAAAGCAUAUGAGCCCAGAUGGGCAUACAACAGCUUAAUGAAACAGUGUCAGUCUUUUAUUUAUGGGGGAUGUGGAGGAAAUGAAAACAACUUUGAAAGUAAAGAAGUCUGUGAGGACAUGUGCCCCUUUCCAAAGAACCAGCAGUACUGUAAGGUAUGUAAACCUCGUCUGAAGAUGGUGACAAGUUUUUGUAAAAGUGAUUUUGUCAUCCUUGGCCGUGUGACUGAACUGACAGAGGAUCACGAAUCUGGACAUGCACUGGUAAUAGUGGAAGAUGUAUUAAAAGAUGAGAAAAUGGGAUUAAAGUUUCUGGGGAAAGAACCUAUUGAAAUCACACUUUUAAAUAUGGACUGGAACUGUCCUUGUCCAAAUAUGACAGUAACAGAUGGGCAGCUAAUUAUUAUGGGGGAUGUUGAUAAUGGCAUGGCUGUCCUUCAGCCAGACAGCUUUGUUGGCUCCUACAGUGUGCGGCGUGUAAGGAAACUCCGUGAAGUUGUUUACAAAAAAACAUGCGAUAUCUUAAAAGAGUUUCCUGGACAGCAGUAAUCAUUGUCCUGACAGUAAGCUGUAUACACAUCAGAUAGAGAACUGCAAACUUAAUAAUUACUGGUAGUCAAAACAUGUUAGCAAAACUACUGUUUAAGGACAAUUGUUGUAGCAGAUGCUCAGUCUCAUAAAAAUAGGCAUCAUAAUCUUUUGAUUAUAGGGGCUGCAUAAUGGAACAAACACAGCUGCUGUUACUACUGCUGCUAUUGUAUUUUUGACCUCAUCACUUUUGUUUUUUUAUAAAUGACACAUUGCAUUAAUAAGCACUUGUUAAGUACCGAAUGUUUAAGAUGUCAAAUGUAGCUAGCACCUAAAGAAAUGAUGAUUUCUUCAGAUUCUAAAAUGUAUCAGUUCAUAUGUGUACCUUCACUUCAAUUCUGCAUUUACAUUAGAAAUCACAGCAAAAAGUAAUAUGUACAAUAAAAUUAAUUUUUGCCUUUUAUAGAUGCAUAUAUUGAAAUGGUGACAUAGCAUAAGAUAUUGUAAUAUAUUUUGUCUACCUUUAAAGUUGACAAUAAAUGUAAACAUUGUGAUUUAGCAUUCUUGAGAAAUAAAUGAAUAUGUUUAGCUGUCACUUCA